GUACGUUUACAUAUAUGUGUAUUAAAACUGAUCCCCAAUCCGCAAUCGAUACUUUGUGAGACCAAGGGAGUCUGUACGUUCAGAGAAAAAAAGGCCGUGUAGCUCCAACGUAACUAUGACUUAGUUUUCAAUCAUUCAACUAUUCAACAUCAAUACUUUUCCUAACAAAAAAUGUCGAAUCAACAGAAGCAUCGAAUUCAAGUUCCCGAUGGAUUAAGGGAUGUACUGUUGGAGUUUUCAAUUGCUUAUCUUCUGGAACAACCUGGCGAUGUUAUCGACUAUGCGGUGACUUUUUUCACCAAAUUACAAGAAGACCGCAAAUCGACGAUGCUCACGUCGGCCGAACCAACUUCGCCGGAUGAGAGUAUAAUGUCACAUGAUGAAGAACCAUUAGUAAACCGUUACGCAUCGCGCAGAAAGUCGGUUUUUGCUGAAACAUAUGACCCAGAAAACGACGACGAAGACGAAGGUGCAAGAGCCAUAUUUCCUAAAACUGAUGAACAGCGGGCUCGAUUGUGUGAUUCGGUGAAAAAUAUACUCCUUUUCAGAUCACUGGAUAAGGAACAGAUGAACGAGGUACUUGAUGCAAUGUUUGAGAAAAUAGUCCAAGCUAAAGACUAUAUUAUCAAACAAGGGGAUGAUGGAGACAAUUUCUAUGUCAUUGAAUCUGGAACUUAUUAUGCUUACGUGGGUGAGGAGCAGAAACAUAUACAUACAUACGAUAACAGAGGAAGUUUUGGAGAGCUGGCUCUCCUCUACAACAUGCCAAGAGCUGCCACCAUCCAAGCCGAAACUGAUGGUAAAUUGUGGGCAAUGGAUCGCCAAACUUUUCGAAGAAUUCUGUUAAAAUCAGCAUUUAGAAAACGUAAAAUGUAUGAAGCUCUUCUCGACUCAGUUCCGAUGCUUAAGACAUUGCAAAAUUAUGAGAGAAUGAAUCUGGCCGAUGCUUUGAUACCUCAAACAUAUGUUAAAGGCGAUCGAAUUAUUAAACAAGGGGAUGCCGCUGAUGGAAUGUACUUUAUAGAGGAUGGGAAAGUUUCUAUCCGUAUUCAGCAAGAUACUGGGGAAGUAGAAAUAUCAAACCUAGGAAAGGGUGGAUACUUUGGAGAACUCGCACUAGUAACACAUAGACCACGAGCAGCUUCCGCCUAUGCUGUUGACAAUGUGAAAGUAGCAUUUUUAGAUGUGGACGCCUUCGAACGUCUACUCGGACCAUGCAUGGACAUUAUGAAGCGCAACAUUGGCGAUUACGAAACGCAACUAGUGAAAAUCUUCGGAAGUAAAACUAACAUAAGCGACAUACGAUAAAACAGAAAAUAUUUAGUCUGCAAAAUCGACAGUUGAAUUAUAAGACAUUUGCUAAAUGAUCGAGUCAGCGACGAUGAUAACUGUACAGAACUUUACUUAUCUAGAAACGCUUUUUUCAAAAGCGUUUUUCUCCAAUUGAGUUUAUGUAUGACUUAUCAGUAAAAGGUCAUGCAUUGUUCGGAAAUGACACAAACCAAAAACGAUAAUUAUCAGUUAGUCGUUUGCAUUUUUAAACUGCGAAAAAUUAUUUAGUGAGAGUAAUUCGAUGAGGUAUUUUGGAAUACUAACUUCAUAUAAGAUGGUUGCAAAAGUAGUUGUAGAAUCUGAAUGUUCUGCUAUAUGGCGCAUGGCAUUUCAUUAAGGAUGAAACAAAAAUAGUCAUAUAAUCGCGCACAGGUAAACUGUUAUAGGAAUCGAUAUUCUCAUUACCUGCAAAAUAGAUUAAGGAACGAAUGCUGCUGAACACUGUAACUGUAUGCGUCUGGUCUGGUCAAAUAAUGAAUGAUACGCCAAGAAGAUGAAUUUGACAACUAACUGAAAUCAAAAUGUUUGACAUUCGCUGGAAAAAAUCGUUUCCGAUAACGUAUGCAUAAUCAGAGGCAAGAUAUCUAAUAUAUAAAACUGAGAAAUAUAUGCAAAGUUGGGGAUUUCUAAAGAACCAAUAUGGAAUAAACACAAGCUAGCCAUUGACUGCGAUAUAAGCUAGCGAAAAAGAUAUAGAUGAAAUGGAACUUCAUGAACAUACAUACUUAUAAGUAUCUCCGAUAAAUACUACGCUGGAUGUAUCGACAUCUUUAGCAUGGGCAUGUAUCACAAUUGUAUGUAUGUCUGUAUGUAUGUGAAACCUUCAUAAUCUUUGAGAAUGGCGUUAGAGAAAUAGCUUAUUUUAAAGCUCGAACAAUUUACAUCAAUAUAAUUUUAUUAACAGUGGCGUGCUUCGUUCAUCCGUAGUAUGCGACAUUCCCAUUGCUUUUCCAGUAUUGUGUUUAUUGCCUCUUUUUUGUUUUAUGCGAAAACAUACUAACAAAUCUGGUAUGUUCUACUAGCGCUCUAUAUAAAUAUAUAUAUAUAUA
This is a messenger RNA of Anopheles darlingi, 2381 nucleotides long. It is a transcript of the gene Pka-R2, whose product is annotated as cAMP-dependent protein kinase type II regulatory subunit. Gene Ontology annotation, cellular component: cAMP-dependent protein kinase complex. Gene Ontology annotation, molecular function: cAMP-dependent protein kinase regulator activity. The coding region runs from base 172 to 1308 and encodes 378 amino acids. The transcript has 9 exons. The record is from RefSeq and is a predicted model, not a curated record. Gene Ontology annotation, biological process: regulation of protein phosphorylation. NCBI's taxonomy places the organism in Eukaryota, Metazoa, Arthropoda, Insecta, Diptera, Culicidae.